CUCUGACAUGUAGUGCAUGUGAGGCUGGGUUUUGAAAUACUAGUUGUAUAUUCACUCAUCGAGAGCUGCGCAUGCAGAGUUCUACAUCCAAUGAGCUUCCUUGGACUUUUACUUUCCAACUGUAGAUGAACUUUAUUGACAUAGCUAGAAUAUAUUAUAAAUUCAAAGUUUGAAUAUCUUAUUAGUAUUAAGUAUAGAAAGCCAAGAUGACUACAGCACAAGCUCUGACCUUCCACGUAUCUUUUAUUGUCUUUGUAUCAAGUUUCGCCUCUGCUUCCAGAGGUUUAGAAAGAAUUUCUGCUGUUGUUGGUCCCUCCAAUUCUUCUGGCUUUGGACUUACAAGAAUACGAGAACUGUCGGAGCAAGUAACCGAAGCUGGCCAUUACGCUUUCGAUAUAGUCGUCUUGGAUGAAAACACGAGUCCAAGUAUGCAAGAUGAUUCUCCACUCAAUGGUAGAAGCCGAAUUGUUACUGUUCAAGAUGAAAAUCAGAUCAUAAAAUGGCUAUCCAGGAAUAAACCAGAGAUGAUACUUUGUUUUUCACAAGAUGUUGGGUUGCCCUAUCAUAUUGUCACAGCCAGGAGAAAAGGAAAGCUUUUUUCAGAUGUAAAGAUAUUAUCAGUUUUGGAAGAUGUUAUGAACUUUCAGCAAAAGGAUGAAGGAAGCAUGAAUAAAAUAGCAAAUGUCCUUCUGCUCUCUGACCUCAUAGUGUUUACCACUGCCAGGGACCAGACGUUCCUCGAAAAUGAGCUACAUAACCACAAGCUCGACGUUCAUAACGGAAGAUUACUCAAAAAAGUUCAAUCUGCAGUUGUUUUGCAGCAUUCGUCCUUAAUAAAAGAACUCGUCGUGGCAUCAAAACAAAUACGUGCUAUUGGAGUAGGUACAGACUGGAUCAAACAUGAACGCAUCAGGAGAAAUAUCCAAAUCCAAAAUGAACCUGUAAACUCAAAUGUCAGCACAACCGUUUCUCCAACAAAUGCGACCCAGCCACCAACCUCAAGUGUCAGCACAACCGUUUCUCCAACGACAAAUGCGACCCAGCCACCAACCUCAAGUGUCAGCACAACCGUUUCUCCAACGACAAAUGCGACCCAGCCACCAACCUCAAGUGUCAGCACAACCGUUUUUCCAGCAAAUGCGACCCAGCCACCAACCUCAAAUGUUAGUACAACUAUUUCUCCAACAAAUACGACCCAGCAACCAACCUUGAAUGUCAGCACAACCGUUUCUCCAACAAAUACGACCCAGCAACCAACCUUGAAUGUCAGCACAACCGUUUCUCCAACAAAUACGACCCAGCCACCAACCUCAAAUGUCAGCACAACCGUUUCUCCAACAAACGCGACCCAGCCACCAACCUCAAAUAUUAGUACAACCAUUUCUCCAACAAAUACGACCCAGCCACCAACCUCAAAUGUCAGCACAACCGUUUCUCCAACAAACGCGACCCAGCCAACAACCUCAAAUGUCAGCACAACCGUUUCUCCAACAAAUUCGACCCAGCCACCAACCUCAAUUGUCAGCACAACCGUUUCUCCAACAAAUGCGACCCAGCCACCGACCUCAAAUGUCAGUACAACCGUUUCUCCAACAAAUGCGACCCAGCCACCAACUACAAAUGUCAGCACAACCAUUUCUACAAGUGUGACUUCGCCUAGACCAACCACAAGCUCAACAACAGCCUUCCCAUUUUCGAAAGAUGACGAACGUUACAUAAUAACGUUGGAAGGAAACUGCAAUGAGGUACUUCGUUAUAAUUCCAGAAAAAUUAAAUUUAAAAAGAAGUUCAAGAACGUAAUCGCAGGUAUCAUUAAUAUACCAGUUAGGGACAUACAUAUCGAGGAACUCAAAUGUGGCUCUAUAAAGGUCACAUUUGUCGUGAAGAAUGCGACAAACAUUAAUGCAACUAAAAUCCUAGAAAAAGCUGCUUCGGACGGAAAAAUUGUAGUGCCUUUUGACGGAAAGAACUACACAUCUUCUGGGUUGGUCGUAAUUCCUGUACCAACGUCAUCACCACCAAAAACCACCCCCACCCCUUCCAAAAAGUUUGCUCUUUACCUUUAUAUUGCCUUUGGGUCAGUUAUGGGACUGGUAUUUCUGAUUGGCUUAAUCGUGUUGAUCGUUCGCUGUAGAAGAGACAGAACCAGUGGUACCUUCAUUUUGGGUAAUGAUACGGACGUAGAGCUGAAGCGAUUCAGGGGAAUUCCUCGAGCGUCGUAUUAUCGAGUAGAAAUGUACGGAGAACCUGUGGAAGUGGACGCAGCUCGCCCUGGAGUAUGUGAUGAUGAAUAUGAUGGGGAUAUAGUUCCUUACGCACAGACCACCUUUAAUUCUAACUCGGCGGGACACUCCUCGUCUAACAACAACCCCAACAAAGACGAGUUCACAAUGGGUAACCUACCCGAAUGGAAUGUACCGAAGCUGAAGACGUCAGACAUAGUGGUGAGGUCCUCGGGUGCUGAACAAGACGAAGAUGAUGAAGAACAUGGAGGGAAUCACAAUGACGAAGCUUUGCACGCCUACGAUAACCCAGUAAUGACGUUUGGAGAUCUGUCGAACAAUUCUUCUGAAUAGUCAAGAAAAUGCAGUAAAUAUGGUUUGUAAUUGUUAAUGACGUUUAUAGUGAAGAUGAAACUUUGAAUUACGAGAACUACUUGGUUCGUUAUCAUUGAGCUCAAGGACUUAAUUUUGACUAUAUAAAACAGUAAGUUGUAGCCGAGUUAUUUUAAAGUCCACGUUUUGUUAGUUAUCCUCUUUUCUUUAUAUGUUUGUGCUAAUUAACGUUUGGUACAUUUAUAAAACUCUAAAAUCAAAUACGAAUACGAUUGCAAAGUUAGGUUCUUCCAGCUUCUUUGAAGAAGCCGAUUGAUCCUGUGCUCUAUUAGGCUCUUCUUUCCGAGAAAACAAGUCCAGGGAUUGUUUUUGUGAGCGAAUUUUCGACUUGUUUCCAUCAAAGGAAUUUGAUUUGUGUUUCGCGCCAAAAAAUGCCGCCAAUGAUUUUGACUGAUUGAAAAAACCCGUCGGUAAAUUUGGCGCGAAGCAGAGAUAAAACUGGGUCCUCAGUUCAUGUCAGCUGGAUAGAGGAAUGUUUAUAGAACACAGGCUAUGUCUUCCAAGUCAUUUAAUUAGCACAAGUAUCGAGAAAACUGGGAAAGGAGAUUGGGUGCAGAAAAAUUUAUCAAGUAUUAUGCGUCAAAAUGCCUUACAGAGAAGAUAGAUAUUACUUUGCAUAUAAAACUGCUAAAUAUUUAUGAUUCUUUGAUAGCUGUUUAUACUAAAAUAUAUUCAAAGUAAAUAUAUUCCUAUUCAAAAUUAUAUUCUAUUUCUUAUGUUUUAGUUCAUAAGUUAUUAAGGUGUAUAAUAAUUUCUAAAUGUAAGAUUUAUUGCAUUUUGAAUUAUCACAUAAAUCCUUCUACCAAACUCCCCGCGUCACUAUUGCUUUUUUGGAGAACGAUGUGACACCAAUAAACAACAUCAAUAAUGCAACAAAAUGCAAUAAAUUGAGGUUUAACAUUAUAUGAUAUCAAGUAUCUAGUGUAAGAGUAUGAAACGUCGGACCACAGAGUCAACAUGAUAUCCUACGAUAAUAAUAAUUAUAAUUAAUCAUAUCAAGAGAGCAUAUUUAUUCUCUCUAGAUCAUAUACAGUCAAUGUCAUUAACGUUGUCCACCGAAAAAAGACAUUUACACGUUUACACAUUUAGACAUUUAGACAUUUACACAUUUAGACAAAGUGAGCCUGAACUUUAAAUGUAAAUUUCAACUCG
Molecule: messenger RNA, 3767 nt
Organism: Actinia tenebrosa (Australian red waratah sea anemone)
Lineage: Eukaryota; Metazoa; Cnidaria; Anthozoa; Actiniaria; Actiniidae
Source: RefSeq, a predicted model, not a curated record